Vespula vulgaris is the source of this 2217-nucleotide messenger RNA. RefSeq names its product ras-related protein Rab-2 (gene Rab2). Gene Ontology annotation, cellular component: Golgi apparatus. Bases 123 to 767 code for a protein of 214 amino acids. The record is from RefSeq and is a predicted model, not a curated record. The transcript is spliced from 4 exons. Gene Ontology annotation, molecular function: GTPase activity; GTP binding. Lineage: Eukaryota; Metazoa; Arthropoda; Insecta; Hymenoptera; Vespidae.
GAGUAAUACCGAUGUCAUUUAGUGACGUCAUGCCCAAGCAGAAGAGAUAAAGCAGUAAAAAAACUGAAACUGUGUUUUCUAUUAUAUUGAUAUUUGUGCAUUACAAUCUUAAAGCUUUAAAAAUGUCUUAUGCAUACCUUUUCAAGUAUAUCAUUAUUGGAGAUACAGGUGUUGGAAAAUCUUGCCUUCUAUUGCAAUUCACAGACAAAAGAUUUCAACCAGUUCAUGAUUUAACAAUAGGAGUAGAAUUUGGUGCCCGUAUGAUUACUAUUGACUGUAAACAAAUAAAAUUGCAAAUUUGGGAUACGGCUGGACAAGAAGCAUUCCGUUCUAUUACACGGUCUUAUUAUCGUGGUGCAGCAGGAGCAUUAUUGGUAUAUGACAUUACACGCAGAGAAACGUUUAAUCAUCUUACAACGUGGCUGGAAGAUGCUAGGCAACAUUCGAAUUCAAAUAUGGUGAUCAUGUUAAUUGGUAAUAAAAGUGAUCUUGAUUCACGAAGAGAAGUAAAAAGGGAAGAAGGAGAAGCAUUUGCCAGAGAACAUGGACUUGUUUUCAUGGAAACAAGUGCAAAGACAGCAGCAAAUGUUGAAGAAGCAUUCAUUAACACAGCAAAAGAAAUAUAUGAAAAAAUACAGGAGGGUGUAUUUGAUAUCAAUAAUGAGGCAAAUGGCAUUAAAAUUGGACCACAACAUUCUCCAACAAGUCCUAGUGGAUUAGCAGGUACCGGAGGACAAGGAAAUGCACAGGGCGGUGGGUGCUGCUAGGGGCUGGGGGUUGCCUGCCCACCGCUACAUCCUUCUCCGAUCUGAAUCGAUCCUUUUACUCCUGCUCCUCGUUUUAAUCUCAACCACCGACUUUGUACAUUUAAUUUUGCGCGCGUCGCAUCUUGAGGUAACGAGUGACACAAUUGGUGUAUUUAUUAUUUAAAAAAUAUUAUAUACAUGAUGAUAGGAGUAUUAUAUGGCAAAAGUGUUAUACGUCAUUAGAAUCAUAAAAUAUAAUAAAAUCUUGAUUUACAGAUCAUCAUGUCAGUUUGUAUCAUCUCAAUAUUAUUUAGUAUAUUCUGUAUGUGUGUUGUUAUAUAUAUGAGAUAUAUACGUAUAUAUAAAUGCAUACAAUUCUUAUUUUUAGAUUUACAUAACAUCAUUUUUUAUUUUUAUUGUUAUUUAAAAGUUUAUGUAACACUUUAAUGAAGUUCCCUCUCUCAAAGUUAUGUAUGUAUUUUAUUUAUGCCAAUAAUAUUUUGAUCUUUUUUAUUAUUGAGGAAUGAAAACAUCUAUAUCACUAAAUUUAUAGUAUUAUCACUUUAUGCUUAUCGCUAUAUAAUGCGAUAUACUUCUAUCUGUAAAAUAUGGGAAUUAAAUAUAUUUGUCAUGUUGAGAUAUUGGACAUAUUAUUGAAGAUGUAAAUGUCUCUAUCAUUGAUGAGUAAAGGAGGAUGGCAAGGCGGAAGGGAUAGGCAUUUCUAUUCCAUACUUAACAUUUAUUUACUGUCAUGUAAUAUAUGUGAUGUGCUUUAAUAUUAAAAAUUUAAUUUACUUAAUCGUAUAUCGUGGAUUGGAAUAACCAAGUUUAAUUGGCUUUGAACGGAAAUACAAAAUUACACUUGGCUACCUAAGGCGACACUAUGUAUACGUAUGUAUUGAUGUAUAAGAUGACGAAUAUAUAACAUAUGUAAUCAAUUACAUCAAGAGGCCUAUGUAACCAAAUUUAUAUUCUAUGUAAUGAUUACACAAAACCUCACUAUUUAUAUUGUUGUGGUUGGUAUCAUUACUUAUGAUACAUUUUUAAAAGUCAAUGAUUAACGAUAUAGUAACAGUGAAUUUAAAUUUUUCAGCGUUUUUUUUUUUUUUUUUUUGACUGGAGAACAUUUGUAGUACCAUACAAUUUAAAGAGUCAAGUGCAUAGUGUGCAUUCUUAAUUCUUAACCAAAGAUAUUGAUUUAGAUAUGUGAUGGCAUAAUAGUUCUAAAUGUAUCCUAUUUGAACAAGGUCCAAAAAGUAUCAUAAUGUACAUUAUUAUUUCUAUUGAUGUAUGAAUAUUUAAUUAUACAAGGACACAAAGGAUUAAUUAUAUGUAAAAUGCGUAGAUGUGCAUUAACAGAAAAUAUAGUCUUUUAUUGCAUUAUAUUUAUGGAAUAUUAGUUAGCUCUCUGAUGUUGAUAUCAUAAUAUUAGUUGAAUAUUUCUUAAUAAAAAGGAUAAAGGGAUACUAAA